UUGUCAAAAAAAAAAUAAAAAUGCAAAUUACGAUGAAUUUUUCACGGAUAUCUUUUGCUCUCCAGCUCUUCUUUAUAUGCCACUUCAUUACAUCAGGUAAACUAAGAGAGGUGGAGGGAUGCAGUAUUUAUAUUAGUAACAAAUGCCCCUUCCCUAUCUGGCCAGCAACUGCCCCAAACACGGGCCAUCCAGUUUUAGCUAACGGUGGUUUCUACCUUCCAUCCAGCGGAGUUCGCCGAAUUGGAGCCCCAGGAGACUGGAGUGGACGCAUUUGGGCUCGAACCGGCUGCAAUUUCAACGUUUCCACCAAUCACAAACCGGCCUGUGAAACAGGCGAUUGUGAUGGAAAACUCGAAUGUGAAGGAACUAUAGGCCUUCCUCCAGCUACACUGGUAGAAAUGACAAUACAAUAUGAUAAAAAGCAGCCAAGUUUCUACGAUGUAAGCUUAGUUGAUGGAUAUAACCUUCCUGUUUCGGUAACAAAUAAGCCUUCAUCAUCAAAAUGUCUUAUUAGAGGGUGCACCAAAAACGUGAAAAACACAUGUCCACCUGAGCUUCAGGUUGUAAAUGAUGGAGGACAAGUGGUGGCGUGUAAAAGUGCUUGCUUAGCUUUCAAUCUCGACUCGUUUUGUUGUAGGAACAAAUAUGGAAGUCCUGAAAAAUGCAAGCCGAGUGUGUACUCAAGUUUGUUCAAGAAAGCUUGUCCCUCAUACGUUAGUUAUGCUUUCGACACGCCUUCGCCUGUAGUCAGCUGUUCAUCCGAUCAAUUUGUUAUAACUUUCUGUCCAGAUAAAUGGGCCACUCAACAUUUAUCUGCUUCAUCAAUUAUUUAGCUGCAAUAUUGUCAUAUGUACACGAAAUAAUCCUUCAUUCUUUAUUCAUAAUAAAGAGUUUAAAGUUAUCUGGGUCGUAUCAUGAUCAGAUAACCAAUUUCUGGUA
This is a messenger RNA of Solanum pennellii, 939 nucleotides long. RefSeq names its product thaumatin-like protein. Gene Ontology annotation, cellular component: extracellular region. NCBI's taxonomy places the organism in Eukaryota, Viridiplantae, Streptophyta, Magnoliopsida, Solanales, Solanaceae. The transcript has 3 exons. Gene Ontology annotation, biological process: defense response. The coding region runs from base 21 to 833 and encodes 270 amino acids. The record is from RefSeq and is a predicted model, not a curated record.